AUGUCUCACAAGCACCUCUGGUUUCUUUCCCUCCUCUUCCCUUCGCCACUUUCCUUCCCCAUUCCCUACCCUCCCCCAUUGUUUCCCCUCCUUUCGCUCCCCCUGCCCAUUCCGCCAGAUGCAUGUGCCAUUGGGGAGGCGGACUCUGCCUUUCUGCAGCAGGCGGCAUUCCUCACAGGAGGCCUCUAUCUGCACUCCUCGCGCCCCAACGCCCUUCUCCAAGACCUCCUGCUGGUGUUUGGAGUGGAUCAGUUCUCUCGGGACUUCAUCACAUUGCCUCAGCCAUCAGCCGUGGACUUCCGAGCCUCUUGCUUCUGCCAUAAGCGCCCAGUGGACAUGGGCUUUGUGUGCUCCGUGUGUCUUUCUAUCUUCUGCUCCCCGGCACGCACCUGUGCCACGUGCGGGUAA
Messenger RNA from Closterium sp. Naga37s-1, 408 nucleotides. The record is from the annotation of a GenBank genome assembly. NCBI's taxonomy places the organism in Eukaryota, Viridiplantae, Streptophyta, Zygnematophyceae, Desmidiales, Closteriaceae.